Messenger RNA from Dovyalis caffra, 564 nucleotides. NCBI's taxonomy places the organism in Eukaryota, Viridiplantae, Streptophyta, Magnoliopsida, Malpighiales, Salicaceae. The record is from the annotation of a GenBank genome assembly.
AUGGAAGCUGUGAGACAUUCUCAUUCCUCCAUGCCUCUUGUUUCCAGAUUGGAUCAUUUGGAUUUCGUUAUGAAAUAUUUCGAAGGAAAACAACAUUUACCAAAAUGGGGAGGCAGUUGUUCGGUUGGAGUUGCAGAGAGGCAAUCCGUGCCGACGGAUUUGGCAGUGAAGGAGGCUUACUUUAAAGGGUCACUGAUGGAUCGAGUGGCAUGCCUUGAACAUAGGCUUUUUCAGCUAUGCUUAGAGUUAGAAUCCAGCAGCACAUUCACCAGUUCAUCACGGACCUCUGGGUAUGCAUCUUCUGGGCAAGGGUUGCCAACUUUCUCACUGGCGACUUACAGUAAUCUAAAUCAAGGACACCAAGAAGAGUCCGUUGACCAUGCUAACAGGAUUGGACUUCAGGCAAAGGAGAAAUCUCAGAGAGAAGAGCAAGAGAGGAAGCAUUCAAAACCUAUGAAGCAAAAACUUGGGAAGAAUAAACCUAAUAGAGAUGAGAAGACAUGCAAAAGUCGGAAGAAGAAAUUGCUUACCAAAUGGCCUCCACUGAAACUCUUAGGGUGUUAA